AUGAAAUAUUCUUACAAAAUUGAUAGUAUCAAAGCACUGAAGGAAAUAUCGCAGAUGACAAAAGAAGCGUUGACCAAUACACUAAAUAAGGUUGAAAUUUUUCCUCAUACUGGAUGUUAUUUAAAUGAAGCUUCAUUAAGAGCUUUACAAAUAUCCAAUGUUAAUAAUUGGAGAGGACUUAUAAAUGGCCUGUUUGUUCAAAUUUAUGGGAACCAUUUAAAGUAUAUGUCUGUGAAAGGAUCACGAGGCAAUAUCUCGAUAGAUAAAAAAAUAAUGAUGGGUAUUUAUAAACUGGCAAAAUCUAUUGAUACAAAUCUGCAAUGGGAAACUUUUCAGGAUUGCGUCGGUAAACUUUGUUCAAAUAAGCGGCGUAAGGGGACGCAGAAAGAAGAAAAAAAUAAAAAAAUUAAUCAAAUCAUUAUAGAUACUGCAACAACAAUUACCGAACCAAUUGUCCAUAAUCCAGAAGUAUCACAUCCACCGCAAUUGUUGCCACCAAAAAAAAGAAAAAUACAAAAUCAACGAAGUGAACAAUAUCAUCAAAACAAAAUGGUUUCUGGCUAA
Molecule: messenger RNA, 564 nt
Organism: Cotesia congregata
Lineage: Eukaryota; Metazoa; Arthropoda; Insecta; Hymenoptera; Braconidae
Source: the annotation of a GenBank genome assembly